AGCUUUUAGAUAAUAGGAGUAAUCAGAGCUGCAGCUUGAGAUUUGCUGCACCUGUGCACUUUAUGUGGUCAGUUUGGUCAUCGGAAGGAGCUGAUGUCGAGUUAAAAUAAGAGGAGCUCAGUGAGGACGAGUUCAUCUGUGUCGCUUUACUGCAAACAGCCUAAGAGUGAAAUGAGUGAAUGGAUUGGACCAUAGCAGUCAAACAUUUGCCACCUCCUCACCUAAGCAUUUAUCAUCACAGGUACAACCUGGCAACCAGCUGACCGUGUACCAUGACAACAGCAUAGCAACCACUCCAGUUAGUGUAUCAACUAAGUUGUAGAACUGUCUGCAAACACCUUGGACGCUCAGUAACACAUUAGCAGCGUCAUGUUGCUGAGACUGAGGGGAUUCCUCCUCUCUGCCUCCAGCUGUUCUCUAACCCGGUGUCACCUUCACUCCUUCAGUCUACACUGUAAAAACUGUCCUGCUAAAAUGUUUUUGUCUCCAAAUCUCUGCUGGGCUUUUAAAUGAUCAGGGAAACCGUCUCCUUCAAUCCUGCACUUACUUUAUUGCAAACCUUGCCCACUAGUGUUGAAACUAUAAAAAGUCUCUAAAAUUACAUUUUGACAUAUAAAAUACAGUGCAGCCCUAUUUGUAAUAUUACACACACGAGGAACAGAAACGGAGCCUUGUUCAAGCGGAGGUCGCCGCUUCUGUACCUGCGAAUGGAGCUGUUUUUUGCAGCGGUCGCUGCUCUUUCACAGACAGAUGGACAAACUGUCUCCGGCUGCAGCUCGGGGACUGAAGGGCAGCGUAAAGCGCGUCUGAUAAGCGGCUUUACUCCUCUAAUUGUGGCCUCUGGGCGGCUGCAGGUGGACGCAGCGGACCGCCGCCGGAGCCUCACCUCUGUGACCGGAGGAGCGUGUGACCUUUUACCCGAGGACGCACGGGUGUGCGCCGCGCUUCCGACGCCCGAGGCUUCGAUUGCGGCUUUUAUCAACCCGUUCUACGGCUCUUCAUCGUGGUUCUGUUAACCAUGCGUUAAGCGUGUGAAUGACCCCACGUUCUGCCUGGUUCAGCCCUGCUUUGCGUAAAGCGCGCACCGGAGCGAACCCGGACCCGCCGGAGUCUGACCUGGUACCUGGCGCCAUGCGGAGCCCACAGACAGCGAACCCGAGCCCGAGCCAAGCUUGAUGCCGGUCCGGUGGCCGCGCUGCUGUGGCUCGGAGCCGCGGCGGACAUGGCGCCGGAGCCGCAGGGACACGACGUGGCCGCGCUGGUUUUCGGGGUGCUGCUGAUCGUGGUGAUCGUGUGCGGAAACCUCCUGGUGUGUCUCAGCGUGUUGACGGAGAAGGCGCUGAAGACCACCACCAACUACUUCAUCGUCAGUUUGGCGGUGGCGGAUCUGAUGCUGGCGGUUCUGGUUCUGCCGCUGUUCGUCUACUCAGAGUUCCAGGAUGGCGUGUGGACCCUCAGCACCACCGUCUGUGACGGCCUGAUGACCAUGGACGUGAUGCUGUGCACCGCCUCCAUCUUCAACCUCUGUGCCAUCAGCAUCGACAGGUUCAUCGCUGUGCUGAUCCCUCUCAACUACAACAGGAAGCACGUGGACCUGCGUCAGGCCGUGCUGCUGUCGGCCACCUGGAUCCUGGCGCUGGCCGUGGCCUCUCCCAUCAUGUUCGGCAUCAACAACGUGCCGGGCCGCCGACCCACGGAGUGCAAACUGGAGAACGAGGACUACGUCCUGUACUCGUCCGUGUGCUCCUUCUUCAUCCCGUGUCCCAUCAUGCUGAUGCUCUACUGCGGCAUGUUCCGCGGCCUGCGGCGCUGGGAGGAGGCGCGCAAGGCCAAGCUGAGGAGCAGCAUCCAGGCCUGCCGCAAGCUGCAGGAGGCCGCGGCCGCGCUGCCGCCGCUGCUGCCGCCCGUCAUCGAGCGGGAGGUGACGGACGCUCCGGACGGGCCGCCGGCCGCCCCGGACCCGGACCCGCCCUACAACUCAUCGGAGUUCAUGGACGCGCCUGUGCCCGCGGUGAGCUACGCGGAGAUCAGGUUCAACCCCGACCCUCACAGGAGGAAACGGGCCAAGAUCAACAGCCGGGAGAGGAAGGCCAUGCAGGUUCUUCCAGUGGUUGUAGGCGUCUUCGUGUUCUGCUGGACGCCCUUCUUCGUCCUCCACACGCUGCGAGCUCACUGUCAGAACUGCCACGUCCCUCCGGCCCUGAUGAGCGUGGUGACGUGGCUCGGCUACGUCAACAGCGCCCUCAAUCCUGUCAUCUACACGGUCUUCAACACGGAAUUCAGGAACUUCUUCAGACGCUUUCUGCACCGCUGCUGCUCCUAGAGCAUCGGUGUGAGCAGCUGUUUCCUUCCUCUGUGAGGUUUUUAUUUUUCUACUUGUGAGGACAGCAACGUUUUACUGUGGAGAGCAGACAGUACAGAACUGGCAACUAACGAGGCCCAUUUUAUAUGAUGAAAUUCUUCUUUUCAGAAUAAAAGGUUUUACACAAAGGGAGGUUGUUCAGUCACUAAAGUGCUAACUAUUGUUUUAAUUAUAAUGAAUUUGUCUUGCUCCUGUUGCUACAGAAGUGAAUAAAGCUUGUCGUGGUCGGUCA
Betta splendens (Siamese fighting fish) is the source of this 2594-nucleotide messenger RNA. RefSeq names its product D(4) dopamine receptor-like. The transcript has 4 exons. The coding region runs from base 1223 to 2323 and encodes 366 amino acids. Gene Ontology annotation, molecular function: dopamine neurotransmitter receptor activity, coupled via Gi/Go; G protein-coupled receptor activity. Gene Ontology annotation, cellular component: plasma membrane. Lineage: Eukaryota; Metazoa; Chordata; Actinopteri; Anabantiformes; Osphronemidae. The record is from RefSeq and is a predicted model, not a curated record. Gene Ontology annotation, biological process: adenylate cyclase-activating adrenergic receptor signaling pathway; adenylate cyclase-inhibiting dopamine receptor signaling pathway.